ACGAAAAGAUUGCGGAAGAAAUUGCACUAAAAUAAAAAGCGAAAAUAUUUAAAUAAUUAUUAUUUGGUUUAGUGAAACAAUUAAAUUUAAACUGUUUAUUAUAAAAUUUACAUAAAUGAGUGCACAAGUUAAACAAUAUAGAAGUGAUAUAAAUUUAAACAGUCAUUUAUAAAUAUAAAAAUUGCAUAUUUUUGGAGUGAUUGAAAAUAAACAAUUGUAUAAUUUUUGUGGAGAAAAAAAGGCGCGCGGUAUAAGUAACAAAUAAAUGUAAAUAAAAUACUAAUUGAAUUGCUUGCAUAUUGAAUAGAAAAUGAGAAUUAUUUUAUAUGUAAAGGCUACACAAACAUCGACACAAUAAUUUUCUGAGACGUAAACAAAAUUGUUCGCCUUUCAUAGCAUUUGGAAAAGAAAAUAAUAUAGAAUUUUUGUUUGAAAACUAAAACAAAAAAAUCAAGAAAACAACAUGGAUAUGCGCAGCUGGAAAAAAGUACUGUUGCAAUGGAUCACGGAAUGUGGUUUUAUGGAUCGUAAUUAUUUCAAUAUCGAACAAUCAGAUAUUGAUGUCUUCUAUCAAAAUUUUAGUUUACAACAUCAAAAGACAGCCACUGACAAAUAUAAACGUUUGGGUAUAUUUCUAAAAGAAUUUUACCCCAGCUUUGAAAUCAAUUUUGAUGAUGAAAACUGCGUAAGUUCAGCUGAAUACAUUUAUGUUUAUUCCCUGUUGCUGCACUUUUGUUGUGUCAAACAUCCGGAGACUUUGUUUCAUGAGAUAUGUCAACGUUUACCCGACUAUGCCCAACAAUGUAUUGCCUCAUUUUUCAAGGAACUCUUGGACACCGAACCUCUAACAAAGGAGGCUUUGCGUCAUGCCAUAGCCGAGGUGGCCAAUUCACAAUGUUCACCGCCCAGACUAAAUGAUUCAUUUUCGAGUAGUAUAACUAGUGUCAGUGUUGGUGGCUUAAGUUCAGCCUCCUUUCCUCGCUGUGAAUCUCCAUUGAAAACACCAAAACGUAGCGCCGGACCGCAACGCGUUUCACCUUCAACCCCCAAAUCUUUUUUGCUCGAAGAGCGCACCAGAGAAUUGUAUAAUUUAAGGGCCCUACUUGAAACGGAACGUUAUGAGAAGGGACUUUUAGAAGUACAAAUCAAACAAAAUGAGGAUAAAAUCCAAAAAUUAAAUCAUGAUCAUAAAAGACUGCUUCAGCAAAUCCAAGAUUUGAAAAAUGACAUUUUAGUAAAAACCACUGAUGGUUCUACGAAUCGUGAUGGUGAAGAAAAUCAGAUUCAGAAACGCAUACUCAAAGAAUUGUCCAAAAAAGAACAGGAGAUAAUUAAAUUAUCGGACAUUGUAAGGACUCUGCGCGAAGAAAAGUCCUUGGUGGAAGAAAAACUAAAUUAUGCAGAAAAACAAAUUGUUAUAUGCAUGAAUCGCAUCAAGGAAUUAGAUUUCAAAGUUGAUGAAUUGAAGGACGAACUAGAUAAAAAGGAUGACCACAUUAAAUAUCUCACCGACAGCAAAAUGGAAUUGGAACAAUUCAUAUCGGAUACACGUUCUUCCACCGGAGAACAUAAUGAUCUUAAUGCCUCCGUAGAUUGUAUGGAUAGUUCAUUUCUGCGCAAUAGCAACAACACAAAUGGUUCAAAUAGCCUUAAUAGUCCUGAAAAUCUGGGGGCCUCGGUGGUGGAUGUUCAGUUGAGAGAAAAAGAACAUGAAAAUCAACUGCUCAAAGAAGAAUUGCAUAAUGUUAAACGCGAACACAAACGUUUGGCUAAACAUUUGACAAAAUUGACACAAGAAUUUGAUUUACCCUUAGAUGCUUCAUCACCCGCUAACUCAGAAGAUUCUGAAGCAGAAAAUGAAGAGGAAUUGAUAGAGUCAGGCGAAGAGAGUUCUGCAGAGGCGGUCAUAAGUUGCGAAGAACAAUUUAAUAUUUUCAAUAGUUGUAUGGAGAAAAUUGAUAAAUUCCACAAGACUGAAAAAAACAAAAUCAAACAAUUGGAACAGGAGUCUAAUAAUCUGCAAGUAGAAAAUGAGGAUUUAGCUAAACAGCUGAGCGAAUUAAGGGAAGAAGUUAAUGAUAUUAAAGAAAAACUUGUAGCUAAAGAGAAAUCGCAUCAAGAACUGGAAAAAUCAAAAGAACAAGUAGAUAUCAAGCUAGAAGAAUCUCAAAACCAUUUAAAGCAGGUUGAAAAUCAAAAGGAUAAAUUGUAUAAAGAGGUACAAUCAUUACAACAAGAUAAAGAGAAUUUAAGCGAAAAUAUAGUUGAACUAAAAACCCAAUUAGAAUUACAACAAACGGAGUGUAAGGAAUUAUUAGCAAAUAUUACACAGCACAAUGAAAACGAACAAAGUUUGCAAACACAAUUGCAGGAAGUGCAAAAAGAAUUCUCUGAGAAGACUCGUCAAUGGGAGGAAGAGCUUAGACAUUUGAGCGAAAAAAUGUGCAAACAAAUUGAGGAUAUUGAAACUUACAAACAAACUGAACAAACCAUUAAAUGUAAUUACGAACAAAUGCUGGUAGAAAAUGAGCAACUUAAAAAGGAAGCCAGACAGAAUAAUAACCAUUUAAAUGACAUGAGAAAUGAGUUGAAAGAAAAGGAAAAUCAAUUGACUUUAUUGGGUAAAGAAAUCUCAGAGUUUGGACAUAAAAAUGAAACUUUAGAACAAAACAUCAAUAGAUUAAUGGAAGAGCAAAGGCAAGAAAAGUUAACAAGCAAUACCACACAAACAGAACUAGAUGAACAAACAAGAAAACUUAAAGAUCAGCUAAUUAAGACGGAAUUGUUAAGGGACUCCAAACAGCAUGAGUGUGAUUUAAAGCAGCAAAAACUAGAAGAUUUGGAAAAUAAACUGGCAGCUUUGGUAAAACUUUUCAACGAUAGUGCAGUAAAACAAGACAUUUUCGAGAAUAUAAACGAAAUGGAAAGUCAAGUAAAGGAGAUGUUAAAGAAUAAUGAGGAAUUGCAGGGUAAAGUACUUAGCCUACAAGAAAUUCAUACAGAAAAUUCUACAAAAAUGCAAGAACUUAGCCGGGACUUACAAGAAAAAUGCGAAACUUUAGCAAAAGCCCAGGAAGAUCUCUUGAAGCUAAAAGCAGAAGAUUUAGAAAGUGAACAAGAAUUGCAGCGUAAAGUACUUAGUCUACAAGAAACUCAUGCAGAGGCCUGUACCAAAAUACAGGAACUUAGCCAAGAUUUACAAGAAAAAUCUGAAACAUUAGCAAAGGCUCAAGAAGAUAUCUUAAAGCUAAAAGCAGACAAUUUAGAUAGUGAAAAUAAAAUUGCACAAUUACAGCAAGAAAAACAAACUGUCUUAGAAAAAUGUCAACAAGAUUUGCAAGAAAAAGAUCAAGAACUGCAAGAAUGCUUGAGAGAAGCUUCAGCCGAAUAUGAGGCCUCUAUGGAACGCAUUGGCGUUGAAUUGAAAUUGGAAAAGGAGCAUCAUAACAACAAAGAAAUGGAAUUAAUAUUAACAGCAGCAGAACAUAAUGAGGCCAAAAAGAAACUAAAUGAGGCACAUCAAGAACUGCUUAAACUUCAAACAGAAAAUCAAAAUCUUAAACAAAACUGUGAACGUCUUAAACAAUUUGAAAUCAAAGUGGUCGCAUGUUCGCAGGAAAAUGAUAAACUAAGACAUGAUAUAGAAACCUUUAAACAGGAAGUCACACAAAAUGCUUUAAGGCUGUUGGAAGCCGACAAAGCUUUAGCGGAAUUUAUGGAAUUAACCAAAGAGCAGGAUACAGCCAAGAGCGAAGUAGAAUUGUUGAAAACCAAUCUCAUAGAAAAGGAAAAGGCCCUUAAGGAAAUGGAACUGUCAUUGAAACAACAAUCCUGUUAUGAAGAACAACUGGAACAGUUAAAACAACAGCUGGAUGAACAAAACGAGUUAGUGAUUAACGUGCAAGAGCAAUUGGAACAACUGGCCAAAGAUAAAGAACGUCUGGCCAAGGAAGCCGAAGAGAAGGCUGAACAAAUUUUGAAAGAACAGCAAGAUAAACUCAUGUUACUCAACUCCUUAGAAAAGUCCACAGAUCAAUUGAAAUUGUCGAAUGAACAAAAGCAGCAACAGGCGGCUAAUCUAGAACAAAAGUUGCGAGAACUCAAAGAACAGUUUGAUAUUGUGACUUUGCAAAAUACUAAACUGCAAGGAGAUUUGGUAGAACGUGAGGGAGAACUAAGUUUAGCACUCAAUGAGCAACAGCAAGAGAAAGAAGAUUUUGAACAAAAACUCAAAUUAAAAUUAGAAAUAUUGUCCCAAAAAUCUGAUCACUUGCAAGCCAUGGAUAUAGCUAUAAUGGAAAUAGUGGCCAUUAUGGAAAAUAAUUUCAAUUUGAGUCAAGAAUUGCUGCAAAAUGAUGACCAGAAUGUGUUCAAUUUCAACCAGGCAGAGAGCGAAGAAAAUAACAUACAAAAGUUAAGAAAGCAUUUAAAUAUUAUCUUAGCUAAACAACAGCAAUUAAAUGAGCAACUCAAAGAGGUUUCUCAACAAAAAGAAGAGGCCAAUGUUGCUGUGACCACUUUGAGAGACAGCAACAAUGAUUUGCUAACAAAAUUAAGUCAACAAGAUAAAACUCUCAAGGAAUUAAAAGAUCAACUAGAAAACGAAGAGCUAAUUAUGGAGAAACGAGUUUUCCAUGAGGUCAAACGUUUAGAGGGGGAUCUUUUAAAUCUGGAAAUGGUCAAUGAACGUUUGGCCAAUGAAAAUGUUAAGAUGCAAGUUACCUUGGGCAAUAUGGAGCAAGAAUUCAAAGACUCCAAACUUAAAAAUGAGGCCUUAGAAGAAGACUCUCUUAAACUUAAAGAAGAAGUGCGCUGUAAAUCUUUGCUGUUAGAAAAACUGCAGCAAGAAGACAAAAAGCUGCAGCAAACACUCAAAGAAAAGUCACAGCUUUCUGAAAAGUUACUGGAGAAAUCUAAACACUUGGAACUGCAACUCAAAGACAAGGUAUCGAAAUUACAAAACCUGGAGAAAGAACAUAACGAAUUAAAAGAAAAAGCCAAUAAAAAUCAGCAAAAACUCGCGCAUUAUCAGCAGACUCAACAAAAUCAUUUGGCCGAACACAAGAAGGUGCAAGAAAAACUUAAACAAAUGCAAACCGCCAAUGAAUCUCUGGAAAUGGAUGCUGGCACAAAGAACAAGGAGCUUUUAUCUCUUAAAAAUACCAAUUCGGAACUUUUGCAGCAAAACAAAGACCUAGAACAACAGCUCAAUAUGACCUCCAACAAGUUAGAUGAAAUGUUAACCAAUAAACUUAAUGCUGAAACGAAAUGUGAGCAGUUGCAAUCCGAACUACAGCAGCUCAAACGUGAUUUGGAAUUCAUCAAGUCUCAGCAACAAACCCAGCAAGAAGACUACAGCCGUUUAACACAAGAAAUCGAUUCAUUGAAAGUAGAUAAACAACAUCUCAGAGAUGAAGUCCAUGAAAACAAACUCACCCUACAAAGAUCCAAUGAUAAUGUUACCCAGCUCAUACAACAAAUUUCCUCUAUACGUCUGGAAAAAGAAGCCGCUCUAGAAGAAAAUCUUUUGCUGCGCAAACAACUAGAGGAAACGGGUAAAAAUCAAAGCUCUUCCGAAACCAAAAUGAAAACGAUUAUGGAAAGAUCUCAAGAUUUUGAAAGAAAACUUUUGAGCGCCGAAAAUGAACUGAAAUCUCUAAAGGUUCAUUUGGAUAAAAGUGAAACCAGCUCGCAAAAAUUGCAGGCAGAAAAUAAAAAACUGCGAGACACUCAAGAAAUCUCCACUAAACGUAUAGAGAAAAUGGCUUUAAAACUGGGAGACUCCCAGGCUAAAAGUGUUAAACUUGAGAGAGACAAUGAAAAACUAAGCCGGACAUUGGAAGCUCAUGCCACCACAGUAGAAGCUUUGCAAAAGGAAAAAGAUCUACUGCAAGCCGAGGCCAAAUCUCUUAAAGAGCGCUUGUCAAGAGCUGAAAGAGGUCACGAACAACUGGCUGCCAAAGUACAAAAUCUAGAACACCUUAAUACCAGCCUACAGCAAAUCAAACAAAAACUAGAAGCCUCUGAAAUAGAUGGCAAAACAAAAUUAAAUAAAUUGGAAAAACUACGUGAUUUGAAUGAGGAAAAAAUACGAAAACUAACCAAUUCGCUCAAUAAUGCUGAGAAUGCCAAUGUCAAACUGAAUUUGGAAAUAGGAGCUCUUAAUUCCCAGCUGCAAGAAGCCAAGGUGGAACAUAAUCAAGAACAAUCGCAACAACUAGAGUUAUUGAAUCAGCAAUUAUUGGAGGCCCAAGAAUCAAACCAGAAAUACCAAGAAUUACAAGAUAAACUUAAAAUAGAACUAUCCUCCCUAAAAGAAGAAAAUACCGCACUCAACGAUCAACUUUCUAAAGCUUCGCUGUCUCUACAAAUAACCUCACAGAAAUGUGAAAGAUUUGCCUCAGAAAUCGAACAAAUACGUGCCGAUAUGCUUAUCAUGCGUCAAGAAAAAUCCCAAAUUGAACUGCAACAUGAAACCUCCAUACAAAAACUCAAUCAAUUUGAAUCGCAAAAUACCAAAUUGGUAUAUGAACGCAAGAAUCUAAUCAAAUCUCUAGAGCAGAAAAUAGCCCAUCUGGAAGAAGAAUUGGCUGCCAAAUCUAAAGAUGUUGUUGAUUUGCAAAAGGAAAUUGACAUACUCAGAGAAAACUCGGCAUCACAUGCCUCCCUUUUGCACCAAAACACUGCAUCCAAUUUAUCCGAAUUGGAUGAUUUACGCACAAAACUUUCGCUGGCCGAAGAGAUACGUAUCAAAGAAACACAAAUCAUUUCACAAUUACGUUUGGAUAAUCAAAUUUUACACACCAAAUACCAGGAGUCCAAACAGCGUGCCCUAGAUGCCAACCAAUCGAGCGAGGAGCGCAUUAAGGAGAAUCGUUUGGAACUGGAGGGUAAAUUGGAGAAGAUGAAAAUUAAAAUGAAAACUCUCUAUACCGAAGAAAUAACUAAAAUGAAAAUCAAACAAGAACGUGAAAUGGCCAUUGUGAAAUCUGAAAUGGAAGUUUUGAAAGCACAGAACUCCAAAUACGAGGAACAUACCCGCAAGCUAUCCAAUCAAAUUGUGCGCUUAAAUGAUAAUAUUUUACAGCAUCAAAAGGAAAAUACUAUAUUGUCGACGAAAUUGAAACAUAUUAUGGAUCAAUUACAUGAUAGUGAACGCAAUAAACGUCCCACUUCAAUACAUGUCUCGACCAUAUCAUCUUCUACAGCUCCGGCAGCUGGUAAUAAUAUUGGCACUAAUCUGGCGAUGGAAGAUGAAGAGGGUGAAGUGUUUAAUAAUACGUAUUUGACAGAUUUGAAAAAUGGCCGCAUGUCAGAGCUAAUGAGUCGAGAUGUUUGCGUUGAAGAACUCAAAUAUCGUAAUUCCCUGCUGCCACCCCACCUGAGAAGCACUUAUGCAGCCCAGUUUGAUCAUGAAUUCCCAGAAGAUGAUCUAAAAGAUGGUCCUCAUAGCUUAGACGAUAGCAUGAGUGCUUUACUUAGCACUACUGCAGGUGGCACACGUAAAAAAUGCACUGGUGUUACCCAUUACAAACGUCCCGGACCACCUACACCCAGUAAAAAUGGUGGUCGUUUAUCAUUCGGUGGUCUCUCUGAGCCUGGUAGAGAAAUUCUUAAAGAAUCUUAUGAUUCAAAUCCAGGUUCUGCGGUAUCAUCAUCGAAAACUCCGGCUCGUUUUAAUUUCUUUGCAUCACGCUUUAGCAUGGGCGCCACCGCCCGAGAUGAGAACACACCACCUAACAGAAGACGUUUGAGCAGUAUGUUCAAAAGGAAAUAGUUUGAAGUCAAUGAAUGUAAAACGUGUGCUUAGAAAUCCUGCCAGUACUUGUCCUGUUUAUUUUUGUAUAUCAUGUGAUUUUUGUCUUAGAAAUUAUAUUUGUAAAUCAUCACUGAGAAAUUGCACAAAGAAAUGUUGCUUACUAUAAAAUUGGCUGGUGAUUUGCAAAUUAUUUUAGUUACUAACUUAGUAUUUGUUUGUAUUUUAAAUUUAUAUUUAUACGUUUUGCUUUAAGUCAACAUUGUAAAUUGUUUUAAAAUUUACGCCAACAUUUUGUAUUAUUUUCUAUAUAAACAUAAUAAUGUUUUAUCCUUUUUCUAACUUUUAUUAAGAGUUUGUUUUUUGUAAUAAAAAUUUGUAUAAAAAGAAA
Molecule: messenger RNA, 8147 nt
Organism: Calliphora vicina (urban bluebottle blowfly)
Lineage: Eukaryota; Metazoa; Arthropoda; Insecta; Diptera; Calliphoridae
Gene: mud
Product: mushroom body defect
Exons: 12
Coding region: 464-7777 (2437 amino acids)
Source: RefSeq, a predicted model, not a curated record